Globicephala melas (long-finned pilot whale) is the source of this 2907-nucleotide messenger RNA. It is a transcript of the gene TCF7L2, whose product is annotated as transcription factor 7 like 2. Gene Ontology annotation, cellular component: beta-catenin-TCF complex; catenin-TCF7L2 complex; chromatin. Lineage: Eukaryota; Metazoa; Chordata; Mammalia; Artiodactyla; Delphinidae. Gene Ontology annotation, molecular function: DNA-binding transcription factor activity, RNA polymerase II-specific; RNA polymerase II cis-regulatory region sequence-specific DNA binding. The record is from RefSeq and is a predicted model, not a curated record. Gene Ontology annotation, biological process: canonical Wnt signaling pathway; regulation of transcription by RNA polymerase II.
UGCUGCUGGUGGGUGAAAAAAAUGCCGCAGCUGAACGGCGGUGGAGGAGAUGACCUAGGCGCCAACGACGAACUGAUUUCCUUCAAAGACGAGGGCGAGCAAGAGGAGAAGAGCUCCGAAAACUCCUCGGCAGAGAGGGAUUUAGCUGAUGUCAAAUCGUCUCUAGUCAAUGAAUCAGAAACGAAUCAAAACAGCUCCUCCGAUUCCGAGGCGGAAAGACGGCCUCCGCCUCGCUCCGAAAGUUUCCGAGAUAAAUCCCGGGAAAGUUUGGAAGAAGCGGCCAAGAGGCAAGAUGGAGGGCUCUUUAAGGGGCCACCGUAUCCCGGCUACCCUUUCAUCAUGAUCCCCGACCUGACGAGCCCCUACCUCCCCAACGGAUCGCUCUCGCCCACCGCCCGAACCCUCUAUUUUCAGUCCGGGAGCACACAUUACUCUGCGUACAAAACGAUUGAACACCAGAUUGCAAUUCAGUAUCUUCAGAUGAAAUGGCCACUGCUUGAUGUCCAGGCGGGGACCCUGCAGAGCAGACAAGCCCUCAAGGAUGCCCGUUCUCCGUCGCCGGCGCACAUCGUUCAGUGCCCCCUCCCUUGCUGCACUCAGGGACAUGACUGUCAGCACUUCUACCCCCCCUCAGACUUCACUGUCAGCACUCAAGUCUUCAGGGACAUGAAAAGGAGCCAUUCCUUACAAAAGGUUGGGGAGCCCUGGUGUUUGGAGUCGAACAAAGUACCGGUUGUGCAGCACCCUCACCAUGUCCACCCUCUCACGCCUCUUAUCACAUACAGCAAUGAACACUUCACGCCGGGAAACCCGCCUCCACACUUACCAGCUGACGUAGACCCCAAAACAGGAAUCCCACGGCCUCCGCACCCUCCAGAUAUAUCUCCGUAUUACCCGCUAUCGCCCGGCGCUGUAGGACAAAUCCCCCAUCCGCUAGGAUGGUUAGUACCACAGCAAGGUCAGCCAGUGUACCCCAUCACGACAGGAGGAUUCCGUCACCCCUACCCCACAGCUCUGACCGUCAACGCUUCCAUGUCCAGCUUUCUGUCUUCUAGGUUCCCUCCCCAUAUGGUCCCACCACAUCAUACUCUACACACGACCGGCAUUCCCCACCCGGCCAUAGUCACGCCGACAGUCAAACAAGAAUCUUCCCAGAGUGACGUCGGCUCACUCCACAGCGCAAAGCAUCAGGACUCCAAAAAGGAAGAAGAAAAGAAGAAGCCCCACAUAAAGAAACCUCUUAACGCGUUCAUGUUGUAUAUGAAGGAAAUGAGAGCGAAGGUUGUAGCCGAGUGCACGUUGAAAGAAAGUGCAGCCAUCAACCAGAUCCUGGGCCGAAGGUGGCACGCACUGUCCAGAGAAGAGCAAGCGAAAUACUACGAGCUGGCCCGGAAGGAGCGACAGCUUCACAUGCAGCUGUACCCCGGCUGGUCCGCACGGGAUAACUAUGGGAAGAAGAAGAAGAGGAAAAGGGACAAGCAGCCCGGGGAGACCAAUGAACACAGCGAAUGUUUCCUAAAUCCUUGCCUUUCACUUCCUCCGAUUACAGACCUGAGCGCUCCUAAGAAAUGCCGAGCGCGCUUUGGCCUUGAUCAACAGAAUAACUGGUGCGGCCCUUGCAGGAGAAAAAAAAAGUGCGUUCGCUACAUACAAGGUGAAGGCAGCUGCCUCAGUCCACCCUCUUCAGAUGGAAGCUUACUAGACUCGCCUCCUUCCUCCCCCAACCUGCUAGGCUCCCCUCCCCAAGACGCCAAGUCACAGACUGAGCAGACCCAGCCUCUCUCGCUGUCCCUGAAGCCCGAUCCCCUGGCCCACCUGCCCAUGAUGCCUCCGCCGCCCGCCCUUCUGCUUGCCGAGGCCGCCCACGGCAAGGCCCCCGCCCUCUGUGCCAACGGGGCCCUGGACCUGCCUCCCGCCAUCCCUCCCUCAUCCCUGGCGCAGCCGUCGACAUCUUCCUUACAUUCCCACGGCUCUCUGGCCGGGACGCAGCCACAGCCGCUCUCCCUCGUCACCAAGUCUUUAGAAUAGCUUUACCUUCCUCAGCUCCGGUUGCUCUUUUGUGGAGUGUUGCGUUCUGCUUUUCUUUAUUUCCCGCGCCCCCUUCUGCCAGGUUUUUGUUUUGUCCUCUUUUCCGUUUGUGCCACGUGGCUACAUUAGUUAAUGUUUAUCGAGUUCAUUGGUCAAUAUUUGACCCAUUCUUAUUUCAAUUUCUCCUUUUAAAUAUGUAGAUGAGAGAAGAACCUCAUGAUUCUACCAAAAUUUUUAUCAACAGCUGUUUAAAGUCUUUGUAGCGUUUAAAAAAUAUAUAUAUAUACAUAACUGUUAUGUAGUUCGGAUAGCUUAGUUUUAAAAGACUGAUUAAAAAACAAAAAGGAAAAAAAAGAAGCAAUUUUGAAGCAGCCCUCCAAAAGGAGUUGGUUCUGUAUUAUUUGUAUUAAAUACGAGCUUGCGAACCAAUCAUUUUCCAUCUGGUUUUUAAACCAUAAGGGCACAAUGAAUGCAGUGCCAUUUACCUUUUUUUUUUUCCUGUGUGAAACAACUUUUAUUGUGAUGUUACUUGUUAUUGUUUAAAUGUACAGAAACAAAGGGUUAAAAUGUGUUAAUAUACCUUGUUCCAUGGUGUUGUUCUUUUGGGGGGAGGGGGAUGCUAUUCAACAAUUAAUGGAAUCACAACGCUGUUGGACCAGUAGUAUUUAUUGCUUUAGAGGUUGCUUGUCAAACCUGUACGUUGUCCCUUUUAAAAUAUGUUUUCCUUUUUCUUGAAACUGUAUAAAGUUUUUUUCCCCUUAGCAUAAGCAUCUUAUAUAUAACAACUCAUUUGUACAAGGUUUUUAAGUUUAUAUAUAAAAUGUGUAUAUAUAUAUUUUUUGUUUCCCUUUUGGACAUUUUUUUUUUUUUUUUUUUUUU